GAGCUGGUCAGAACGUCUUCGCUCCUCCUCGGGACAGCACGGCUUCGGUCACGGCCUUCCGCGGGUCCCGACGGUCACACAUACAGAGAUGCGGGCGGCGGUGAUGCUGACGGCGCUGGUCUCUCUGACCGUGGCCUCUAACCCCGUCCUGCUGGACCCCGAGGGCAACUGUCACGUGCGGAUGCGCCGUAUGGUGCACCGCACGCGACGGUUCAUCGCCCCGGGCGCAACUUGGAAGCUGGAGUUCGGGGUGGAGAUUUUCUGGAGCGGUUUUGAGAUAUGGGCGAGAAUCCCCGUCAACUACCGGCUGGAUGAUUUGUUCAGUGGCAGGAUGAGGGAAGCCAGCGCUCGGGACAUCGCCGACAUUGUGUCUCAGCAGCUGGCAGCUGAUCGAGGCAGUGCCUCCACGGCUGCCCUCAAACAGCUGGCCGAGAGCUCGCUACGCCAGCAGGCCGCGCAAGGGUCGACGCUGUUCUUCACCGGCCGCGCCGUGGCCGAGGAUCAGCUGAACAUCUUCCAGUCCCUGGAGGCAGCCAUGAAGGAGCUGGGUGUGGACGGCAAGGCAUGCCUGCUGCGCACCAUCUGUGAGCUGCAGGAGUCGCCGGUGGCCGAGUGGACCUUCGCUGGAGAGCUCAUCACACACUUCCUCACGCCGAAGGAGGGCAACUACGACUUCCUCUCCGACUACCAGCAGGCGCGGCAGCUGGGUGCCGAGGCGGGCGGCCGGCAGCGCUGCCGAGCGGCCUACUCCGAGUGUCCUCUCUCCGUGUUCAACUUCAUCCCCGACAUGCUAGGAGAGGACGUGCUGCUGCCGCUGGGAAAUAUCACCAACAGUCUGGGCUAGGGGCUACCGCGGCAGCACGGUCGCCAAUGUUUGUUAUUUUAUCGAGUGUUCUCAUGUG
This is a messenger RNA of Amphibalanus amphitrite, 902 nucleotides long. RefSeq lists its product as uncharacterized. NCBI's taxonomy places the organism in Eukaryota, Metazoa, Arthropoda, Thecostraca, Balanomorpha, Balanidae. The transcript has 5 exons. The record is from RefSeq and is a predicted model, not a curated record. The coding region runs from base 89 to 844 and encodes 251 amino acids.